Molecule: messenger RNA, 2088 nt
Organism: Toxorhynchites rutilus septentrionalis
Lineage: Eukaryota; Metazoa; Arthropoda; Insecta; Diptera; Culicidae
Exons: 1
Coding region: 1-2088 (695 amino acids)
Source: RefSeq, a predicted model, not a curated record
AUGUUCAAAGCGUAUUCCGUGAAUGAUAGAUGGAAGUUUGCACAAACUAACGGUUUAUGCCGGUGUUGUCUAAACGCACACGGUAGGAGGAGCUGCAAAAAUGCGAAACAAUGCGUGAUAGAAGGAUGUCAGUACCGUCAUCAUCCGCUAUUACAUUCAAACCAUUCCAACGGUCAGCCUGUUCAAAGUUUAUCAACGGUGCAGAAUCACGUUCAUCAACGCUACAAACAAACUCUUCUAUUCCGAAUUGUUCCGGUCAUUAUCUCAGGACCACGUGGAUCCAUCGAAACGUUUGCCUUCUUGGACGAUGGGUCAGAUUUGUCGCUGAUCGAGAGUGACCUGGUGGAACAGUUGGGUAUCGAUGGAUGGACGAAACCAUUGUGUUUAAAAUGGACAGGGAACGUCACCAGACUCGAGCCGGAUUCAAAACAAGUUCAAGUUUCGAUUAGAGGAGUUAAUAGGCAAAAACAGUUCUACCUCAACGAUCUUCGCACCGUGAAAGAGCUCACUUUGCCGGAACAGAGCCUCAGUUAUGAAGAUUUGGCGCAACGCUAUUGUUAUCUCCUGGGUCUGCCAGUUGUAAGCUACGAGAAGGCUGUACCUCGUCUGUUAAUUGGAGUUAACAAUGUGAACCUUACGAUACCUCUGCAAGUGAAAGAAGGCCAAAAAGGCGAGCCCAUCGCUGUAAAAACGAGGUUAGGAUGGAGCAUUUUUGGUGGUAGCAGUAAAGAGUCAACGCAUACGCUAAAUUUUCAUACAUGUGAAUGCGCAAGUGAUCAGAAGCUCUACAACGCAGUGAGAGAUUAUUUCACUAUGGAAGAUGCAGGUGUGAAACCAGCACCCGUACCAGAGUCUGAAGAAGAAAAACGCGCUAAGAAAAUCAUGGAGCAAACGACCAUACGAGUUGGUGAAAGGUUCGAAACAGGUCUAUUGUGGAGAUAUGAUGACGUAGAGCUCCCAGAUAGUCACAAGAUGGCGGUCAAGCGUUUCGAAUGCCUGGAACGCAAGAUGAUUAGAGAUCCAGAACUCGCGUCCAAUCUCAAAAAGCAGAUCACUGAGUAUGUAUUGAAAGGCUACGCACAUCGCGCAACUCAAGAAGAACUAGAUCGAGCCAAUCCAAAACGAGUGUGGUAUUUACCACUGGGAGUAGUGACAAAUCCACGGAAACCCGGUAAAGUACGUCUAGUGUGGGAUGCGGCAGCCACAGUGGAUGGAAUAUCCUUGAAUUCCAUGCUACUGAAAGGCCCAGAUCAACUAACGUCGCUUCCAGAUGUGCUAUUUCGUUUUCGACAGUUUUGGGUGGGAGUUUCUGCCGACAUCAGAGAGAUGUUUCACCAAAUGAAGAUUCGAGAAGUAGAUCGCCAUGCUCAACGAUUUUUAUUCCGUAACGAUCCGUCAGAACAAUUAGAAAUAUUUAUGAUGGACGUAGCAACCUUCGGAGCCACAUGCUCACCAGCAUCUGCACAAUAUGUAAAGAACGUCAAUGCAGCAGAAUUCGCUGAUCGCUUCCCACGAGCGGUUGAAGGAAUAUUGAAAAACCACUACGUGGAUGACUAUCUCGAUAGUUUUGAGAGCGAAGAGGAAGCAGAGCUGGUAUCUAAGGAAGUGAGGUUAAUACAUCAACAGGGUGGAUUUCAUCUCAGAAAUUGGCUUUCAAACAGCACUUCGUUGCUCAGCGAAUUACAGGAGAAGGAAACUUUGGAUAGCAAGAACCUCUGCUCGAAUCCAACGGUCAGUAGUGAACGAGUGUUGGGAAUGUUGUGGCUGACGACUGAAGAUAAACUUAAAUUUGCGAUUAAUAUGAAGGAUGAGAUACAGCAGAUAAUUGAUAGCGGUAAUAGACCAACCAAGCGGCAAAUGCUAAAAUGUUUAUUGGGAAUAUUUGACCCCUUGGGACUCCUUAGCGUAUUCCUCGUACAAGGGAAGAUAUUACUGCAGGAUACGUGGCAUGCUGGAUUGAAAUGGGACGAAAAGGUGCCAGAAGACAUAUUUGAACGAUGGAUCAAGUGGACUGGAAUGUUCCUCAGCAUUAGUACCAUAAGGAUUCCUCGAUGCUAUUUCUUGAAUGCGACCAAGCAACACAGGUAA